AUGUGGCAGCCAUCCAUUGCGAGUUGUUCCGACUGGGACGAAAGGCAAAAGGAUCAGCUCGGUGGGACUGAGUACAGGGCAUUGAAGACGCUGCGGAUCAUUCUGAUGUGCUAUUUUAUACUCUUCCACAUCCUAGGAAUUCUGCUUCUGGGUUCCUGGAUAUGGCUGACCCCAGAGGUUGGCCAAUCGGUCACAGUGAAUGGGGUCAAUAGUUUUUGGUGGGCCAUAUUCACUGCUGGUUCAGCUUUCAACGAUCUGGGAUACACACUGACGCCAGACUCGAUGAUUUCGUUUAAGAAUGCUGCUUUCCCUUUGAUUUUGAUGUCUUUUCUGAUCGUCAUUGGGAAUACCGGGUUCCCGUGCAUGCUUCGCUUGAUCAUCUGGCUGCUCUCAAAGCUCACAACCUAUGGUAGUUCCCUAAGUGAGGAGCUUCAAUUCCUCCUGGAUCAUCCACGCCGAUGCUUCACGCUUCUUUUUCCUAGUGGAGAAUCAUGGAGGCUCCUAGGGGUGCUGAUCUUGCUCAAUGGAUUUGACUUCACGGUUUUCUGCACUCUCUCUGAUAGAUCUGAGUACCAAACGGACAGCCAGUCUCAGUCUACGUUGAUUUGGCUCGUCAACGGCUUAUUUCAGAUUGCUUCAACGCGAACAGCCGGCUUCUCUGUCACACCACUUGCAGACAUUCAUCCAGCCAUUCAAGUAUCUUUCCUCGUGAUGAUGUACAUUUCUGCCUUCCCAACCGCCAUCGCCAUGCGCGAAACGAAUGUAUACGAAGAAAGGAGUCUCGGAGUCUACGAGCAUGACUCCGAUUCAGAGCCAGAAUCUAGGAACGGAAAGCAUAUCGGGCUAGCCGUGCACAUCCAGCGACAACUUGGAUUCGAUCUCUGGUACGUCAUGCUCGGACUCUUCCUCAUUGCAAUUGCGGAAGGAGGCCGUCUCCAGAAGGACGCCGACAACCCGGCAUUCUCGCUCUUCUCUGUUCUCUUCGAGAUUGUAUCGGCGUACGGGACUGUCGGGCUUUCUCUGGGAUAUCCCGAGACGGAAACAAGCUUGUGUGCCCAAUUCAAUUGGGUGUCGAAGUUGGUCAUUGUUGCGAUGCAGUUGCGUGGAAGACAUCGUGGACUCCCACACGCAUUGGAUCAUGCGAUUCUGCUGCCAUGUGAAUCGCAUCAAGAUGGCCAGGAUGAACGAUCGGGCUGGCUGGGCACUUGGCUCAAGAAGCGCGCGUCGAAUUUAAGCAACCCACCAACGCUGAGGCAAGGUGGAGAGGACGAGGAGGGCGAGGAAUAUCUUUUGCACGCAUAG
Aspergillus thermomutatus is the source of this 1302-nucleotide messenger RNA. Its product is annotated as potassium transporter. Lineage: Eukaryota; Fungi; Ascomycota; Eurotiomycetes; Eurotiales; Aspergillaceae. The transcript has 2 exons. Gene Ontology annotation, molecular function: high-affinity potassium ion transmembrane transporter activity. The record is from RefSeq and is a predicted model, not a curated record. Gene Ontology annotation, biological process: intracellular potassium ion homeostasis; potassium ion import across plasma membrane. The coding region runs from base 1 to 1302 and encodes 433 amino acids. Gene Ontology annotation, cellular component: plasma membrane.